Molecule: messenger RNA, 6913 nt
Organism: Poecilia latipinna (sailfin molly)
Lineage: Eukaryota; Metazoa; Chordata; Actinopteri; Cyprinodontiformes; Poeciliidae
Gene: nacad
Product: NAC alpha domain containing
Exons: 10
Coding region: 400-6777 (2125 amino acids)
Cellular component (GO): nascent polypeptide-associated complex
Source: RefSeq, a predicted model, not a curated record
GGGGAGUGGAAGGAGCAGGAACUGGGCAUCAGGAGAGAAUACUGCAGCUACCUCUCAGAUUCAACACACAUACACGCAGAUUCAGAUAAGUGGCGUGAGGAGGCUUUAAAGCACACACCCACCACAGCAGCAUCACUGUGCUGCACCACAGAAAGGACCUAGCAGCACACACACACACACACACACCCACCCUUUAUCUUUGACUCUCAGUCUUUCGCUCGAGCUGUCUGCCUCGCUCCGUCUCACACACGUGCUGCAGGGAAGAUUUGAGCACAGGACUGCACUCGGAUUCCUCCCCUCCCUUUUCUCUAUUCUCCUUCCUCUCCUUCUUCACUCUCCCAGUUCACCUUGCCUGCUCCAGCUACAUGGUACAUUGUUGCGUCAGAGCCGUCGAGAAGCAUGCCGGGGGAGAGCACGCACAGAUCUGUCCCCGACGACAAGCAUCGGGACCUGGGAAGCGAGGAGACGGGACUUCCAGGACCAGGCAUGGUAAGACAUCCAUCCACAGACUCCCCUCCAAGUGACAGUGGUUCCUCACCUAACGACAGUGGAUCGAGCCCUUCUCCUAGCACUCCACAGAAGCUUCUCCCAGGGUCGACCUCUCCAUUUGGUCCACGAGUGUUUCAUGUGAAGCCUAGUUCCUCUGGUACUCCGAGACCACAGCCUGAAGGGUCCGACAAUCGCAUCAACCCAGCCAGACUGUCAGGAAAACUGGGAGGUCAUGGUCCAUGUGGCCGCCACAUCUCUGUUAAGAUGGAAAGAAUAAAGGUCCUGACUGGAUCUGAGGUGGAAAGUGACUAUCCAGGGUCACAGACUAUCGACACCAGAGUGGUGAUGGGUGAAGAAACACUACUCAAAACAACAGAAGUCAUGAAAGGAAAAAUCACCACUGAGCUCAAAGCUCAGGCCAUCCCUUUGCCAUAUCUCCCAAGUUUUCCAUGUCCUCAACUGCAGACUAAAGAAAUAAAACAGGAAACCAACAAUGAGGAAAUCCAGUCACAAAUUCCCCAAAAUCCAGAGAAUCAGGAAACACAACAUGUACAGGCCUCAGUUACAAACACUUUUCCCUCCUCUCCAAAACCAAUCACAACUGAUGACGAAGUAACAGACAGUAAGGAAGACAAAGAGACCCUCUCCGUAGAUGAAGUGCCUUCACUCCCUUUUUCAGAUGUGUCUUGUCCAGUUGCUCUGUCCUUCACUGAACCAGCCUGUCCUGUUGACCCCCUACGAGUUGGCAUUCCCUCAUCUCUUGACCCAGAACUUUACUACACCGCUCCGUCCACUCCAAUCAAAAUGGUCACCCGCUGUUCGCACCUUAAGCAUCAUUCCUACCCUGGCUCCCCAGCAUCCCCUCUUUCUCCUGGUUCUCCAUCUGACAGUGAGGACCUCUGUUCCCCUCUCACUUCUCCAUCUGGCUCUUACAUUACAGCAGAGGGAGGCAGCUGGGCAUCAUCUUAUACGUCCUCCACCUCCCCAUCCACUUCUCCUAACUUGCUCCUUGUGGAAGAAACGCAAGAGGCGCCUGCUUGCUUUGUGAGUUCAUUGUCAGAAAUCGGAGAUGAGGUCGCAGAGGAGAAGGGUCGAUCAGCCCAAGAACGAGAGGACGAUAGGGCCAGCGACUUCAGCUUGUACCAUCCGAGCGAUUUUGUUGUGAAUUCACGGAUAGGUAUAGCAGACACAGUGAUUCCUGAGGAAGAUGAGACUCUAAAAGGGGAAGAGGUGAAGAUUUCCAGGGAAACUUGUCGUCCGUGCUGGGUGACCGAGAGUGCACUCCCUAUAAGAAGCAGUAGCAGCAGUGACUCCCAGGAUGAUGAAGGGGAAUCAGAAAGUUCAUUUUACCCAUUAGAGGAGCACACUGUUGACAGAACAGAGUACUCUAGGCACAUGCAGACAGGCCUCAGACUAAAUCUGGAGGGAUGUUUAUCAGAAGAACAUUAUCGGCAGAUGGAGGCCAAUCCAGAUAUCUCCCCCACCACCUUGACCCCUGAUACAGAGAACAUGACUGUGGCAUCCUCCAGCUUCAGCCCAGAUUCACUGCUGCUCCCCAUGGGCGCCUUCUGCCCUGGAGCCUUUGAUAGCUCCUUCAUACUCUCGCAAGCUGCAUGUUCUGAUGACGUACCAGACGAGGAAAGGAUGAUACCUGCCUCCCUCAUCUCAUUUCCCCUUCACACUAGCCUAAUCUUCAAGGCUGACUCAAUGGAAAUCACCCUCUUCCCCACGGAAGAAGAAAAUGACAUCGAUGUCAAUGACAGAAAUGAAAGAAAGGAUGUUGAUGCAUAUGCAGCAGGAGAGGAGGAGGCAGAUGUAGAGGAUGAUGAUGAAGAUGAUGACGAGGAUCACGAUGAUUACAAUUAUAAUGAUCAGAUCACUGACUCCACACCUGAUAGUGAUGAAGGGGAAGACAAAGUUGAGGGUGCAAACAUGCAACACGAGGAAGCUAAAGUAGAGGUAAAGGUUGUGGAAGAAGAGGAAGAAGAGGAUGAUGAAGAUGAUGAUGAUGACGACGAUGAUGUGUGCGAUAGCAAAGUUAUGGAAGACGAGGCUGAGGACAGCUCAGCUUCUUUCCUUCAUUCACUUUCAGAAACAUCAAUCAAUGAAGGGUUAGAUGAGUCUUUCUGCUUCCAAGAUGAUACAGAUGACUCUUUAGAUUCGGCCUCUUAUAAUGGGGAGGAAGAUGAACGUUUAUACAGCACUGAGAGGCAUGCACAAUCCCUAGAACCUCUACCUGCAGAUGGUUCAAAUCCAGCUGAAAUCCAACCAGAGGCUGAACAGGGCUCUUUGAACACACAACUAUACACGGACACACAAGUGGACCAUUCUCAAUCUACCCAUCUGUCGACAAGCUCUGUAGCCUACCCAAAAGGUAACGACUUAGAACCAACACCCCUGGAAGUGCCUAUGUGCUCUGAACACCAAUCUGAUCCAGAUGUCAAAUCUACCAUUAAAACAGAUGAAACAAAAACCUCAGAUACACCUGCACAUAACCAGCAACCAGUUCAAACUUCAGAGCAACUUAUUGAGAAUGAAGGGGAAAGCCAGAUAAGUAUUGGUGCUAUUUUAAAGCCUUUUGUGGAGCCUCAAGAGAAUCCCUGUUCUAAUCUAUUCACUACCCUUGCUGCAGGUCCUGCACCACCUGCUUCUGAGACUGAUUACAUCAAUGCAACUCAUUCUACCACGUCUGUGGAGGAGAAUACAAAAGAUUUACCUGAGGAAAAUCCUAAGGUGAAAGUUGUUGCCUUGAAACUACCUUGUGAUCAAACUGAGCACACAAAAGAACCUGAAAGGGACUCUUUCAAAUUGCUUAUAAAGCCUCGCCAUGGCCAUUCUGAAAGUCAAAGAACUGUUGGAGCAACCAGAGUCGCUCUGUCAAAGUCUUUCUGUGGUAAAUACGAUGUGCCGGUAGAAGGGAGAUCUGUGUGUAGGUCAAGUCCUAACAGCGACUCUGAUACCAAGCUUGGCCAAAGUACUGAGUUUGCCCCAGCUGAUUCUGAAAGUGUAGAGUCUAAAUCAAGUGACUCCUCUCCACUACUGAAUAUUAUUACUCCUACCAAUGACUUGAAUAAGGGUGUUGUUGUUCUGUCCCCUCCUAAAGAGUCAAAUUCCAAUCCCAGUAAUAUCCCUGUUUCUACUUCCGCAGAAAUCAUUUCAGAACUUGGUGACAACUUCACCCUGACACCUGAACACUGCCCGAGAGACUCUUCCCUGGAGAACCUAAGCGAGAACACUUUGGGCACAGAUGACGGGGUACUAGGAGCUGUCGGAUCCUUGCACUCCCCCCUUGCGAUAUCUCCCAAAAGAGAAAAUUCAGAAACGGAUACAGGCAGAGAUGCGGUCCCUGAAUCUGGGGCAUGGUGUGAUGCCAGGGUAGGUUUGGGUUUUGUCCUGGGAUUUGGGUCAGGGUCUGAGUUUGGUGUCUGGGGAGCAGGUGAAUCAUUGUCUUUAUCCCUGGGUAAGAGGUAUGAAUUAGAGGCAGAGAGUCUUCUGAUGUGCGAUACAGAAGGCCAAAGGACAGAGACAGCUUUGGUUUCCAAUAUGAGCAGCGAACUGUGCGAAAACUAUGACAAUGUUCUCAGUUCUAUUCUGGAUGAGGAAGAUAACAACAGUCAGAGUGGAAAGAAUGACCAAAUGUUGGAUAAAGAAUUGGUAGAAGAGGGGAUCUCUGAGUCCAACCUCGCCCACUGGAAAUCUAUUGAAGAGAUUUCAGAAGCAGGGGGAGGAGAGGACGGAAGUGCCAGGUUUCCAGGGGACAUUAGUAAUUUGAAUCCUGACAAUGAUAACGAUAAGGAAACACAAAUGCAAGACAACUGGAAGAGUCCGACUGACUUUGAGUGCUUGAAUGAAGGCAUGUAUGGGAGUCUGAAUGCUCUGUCAGAUGAAAUGAGACACCAGAGCGGCAGUGUCGUUAUCAAAGACUCUGUGUCUAAUAUUCCACUUGACGAGGUGCCUCUUCAGACUUCUGACAGAACUCCUAAAGAACAAAAACCAACAGAGGAUCACAUAAACCAAGCACCAGACGCAAAACAAACACUAUUAAUCAAAGAUAGCGUUUGUAUUGUCUCAUCUGACACUCGGCCUCAAGGAGCUGCAAAACCCAAAAACCAAGAUUCACCAUGUAAAACUGAGCCGAGAUGCGAUUCUACUACACAGUAUCAGUCAAUCUCUCUAAGGAGUAAUGCAUUUUCUUUGCCAGAGGGAUCGUUUGGGUCUCUCCCCGCAAAAUGCACAUCUAAUAUUGGCAGACUGAGAAGCACCUGUACAGAUGGCACGGAGAUGUCACAACAUCAGCGACACAACCAAAAGAAAUGUGACAUCAGUGCUGAAAUUACCAGAAGUACGAAUGAACCAAAGACUAAAGAUGCCUUUUUAGGAAAGCACAGUGGUGUUUGUAACUCAGGGGAUGAAGGGGUGGAGGUCAAACAAAAACAAAGGAGCGAUGAAAAAAAUAAGGUGGAUGAAAGUCAAAAUAGGUCCUCUUCUGCACUGAAUGACUCUGAUCCCUUUGAGAGGCUCACACAAAAGGUUGGACCUUGCACAGAUACCCAAGCUGCCUCUACAAAAGGGAAGAGAAGGAAACAGAAUAGAAAUAGGGCAUCUCAGACGGGUGGUCUUAAUGACGUUAGCCCUGAGUCUGUUCAAGAACCAAAGAAAGCUCCUGCUCUACCAAACAUUUCAGGAGAUGGAUACUCAGACUGGGUUACACACAUUACUAAAACUAAGACAGACUACAACGCUAACAACUGUUCAUCCUCUCACUUUCAGCAGAGGACAUCUGGACCAGACAAAGCUGAACCUGUUGCACAGAUGGAGAGGCAUAAUCAUGGCAGUCCUGAUGAAAAAGUUUUAAGACAAGAGCAAUGCAAUUUAAACAGAGGUACAAGAGACAACCUCAGUCCAAUUAUGGCAAUGAACCAAGACUUACAGCAGAAACAAGAAGUGCUUGAUAACAGACCAUUAGCUGAUAGUCAGACACAAAUUACUGUGGACCUUAAUGAUAACAACAUAGACACAGGUCCCAGCAAACCUCAGAAGAAUAUCUCAUACGCUCAGGCUGUGAAAUGCCCCUCUUCCUCCCUACCUUGUGCCUCAACAGAGUUAAUGGAUGGUCUUUCCACACCUGUCCAGGAAUCCCAACCUGUCCUUUCCACGCAACAGCAAUCUUUACAGUCUAUAACUCCUAAGUCUGCUGGUUCUGAAAUUCCCUCCAACAGCAGCCCCCUAGAGGUCACUGAAGUCUUUUCAACACCAUCGUCUAAAAGUGUCUCUUCAUCCCAAUUGCCCACUGUCACGCCAGUAGUCUUGUCCCAAGCUACCCAAGAAACUGGGAAUCUAGAUUCAGAAUAUGCUCCAGAAUCGUCAUCUCAUCAAAACUCAGAGUCUACUUCCAACACUCAGUCUCAGAAACAGAUAAAGGAAGGUUGUACUUGGUUCACCCAAGACAUUUCCAGAGGUGCUAGUGCGACCGACGAAGAAUCGGACAAAAAGGAUGAUGGCGGACGGCUCCAGCGGGGUCACACGCCUAAGCCUAGGGAAGCUGAGGAAGACAGAGAUGGAUCGGUGAAAAAUGAGUCUGACGCAGCAGAUCAGCGAGAAAUCCAACCCUUCUCUAGUCGCCAACCAACCGGGAGACAGUCAGGCUGUUCAGUCACUCAUAACCUCAAUAUUUGUGAAGAGAUUGAUCUAUCUGUUAAAAAUAACAGUUCCACUGUGGCCUCCUGUAAUGAAUCUGAGAGUGAAGGUUCGAUGCCUGAUCUGGAAGAGCUGGAGCCUCUGAGACCAUCAGAACCACCUUGUGUUUCUGCUGCGGAUGAUGGAUUGAACAGACCAAAACAGAGCCGCAGUGAGAAGAAAGCACGCAAGGCAAUGUCUAAACUGGGUCUGAAGCCAGUCCAUGGUGUGACCAGAAUAACUAUCAGGAAGUCCAAGAGUAUCUUGUUUGUCAUCACCAGACCAGAUGUUUUCAAAAGUCCGAUGUCUGACAUUUAUAUUGUAUUUGGAGAAGCGAAGAUUGAGGACUUAUCACAGCAGGCUCAUAAAGCAGCAGCAGAGAAAUUCAAGGUGCCUGUUUCCCCGUCUCCAUUAGCCCCACCUGUCCCACCGAGUCUAACCAUCAAGGAGGAGAGCGAAGAGGAGGAGGAAGAGGUGGAUGAUGGAGGUCUGGAGCAGAGAGACAUCGAACUGGUGAUGGCUCAGGCCAACGUGUCACGAGCCAAGGCCAUCCGCGCACUCAAACACAACAAGAACGACAUUGUGAAUGCCAUCAUGGAGCUGACCAUGUGAGUGGGCACUGAGGACAAUUUGAUUCCCAGCUCCCUUGUUCCUGCCUAUAAAGCCUAACUACUGCGUACUCUUCUGUAUCGCUGCUGCUGUAUGUUGCAUCCCCCAGUCUGCUAAAUAAAGUCUAAGACAAGCUCCA